Molecule: messenger RNA, 1557 nt
Organism: Cloeon dipterum
Lineage: Eukaryota; Metazoa; Arthropoda; Insecta; Ephemeroptera; Baetidae
Product: CLIP domain-containing serine protease B4-like
Exons: 9
Coding region: 142-1473 (443 amino acids)
Biological process (GO): proteolysis
Molecular function (GO): serine-type endopeptidase activity
Source: RefSeq, a predicted model, not a curated record
ACAGAUGUCUCGUGCAAAGCUAAGUGACCACUUAAGGAGGAAAUGUUUGAAAGGCACCUUCGCAGAAGGUGAGCUCUUCUCAAUCGGAUGAGUUGGUUGGUCUGUAAGCAUUUGAUUUAGGAAAAACAAAUACAGCCAAUUAUGGAUCAGGUGAAAUGUGUCGUUAUAGUGUUUUUAAUCUUUACAACGUUACUGCGCCAAUUGAAAGCUUUUGAGUGCCAACUGCCCCGAGAAGACGACACUAUUACUAAGAGUCCUCAGCCAGUUUACUAUGGAACUCCGAGUGACGUGAGUGUGGAGGGCUGCGGCUUGCAAGACCCAAAAACCCUGACGGACAGUUUUCCUUGGGAUGUCGUUGUUUAUUUUAGAGAAGACGUGUGUGUUACACCAGGAGUGAUCAUAUCUCCAAGGUCUAUAUUAUUUGGUCUAGAGAGUUGCAAACCGGAGAAAUAUCAAGAAAUUACGAUGUUUAUAGCCGGGAUUCAUGCAAAUUAUGCGGCAGCUCCUCAGAUGAAUGUAAAACACUUUGCAUUCACAUUAUGCAGAUUUAUGUUUGUGCUAUUUUUCAGGCAACGUCGGUUAGCUUCUUCAUUAGAAUCACUUGGAUGCGGACGUCCGCAAGUGCCUUUUGUAUCGCUUGUUGCUCACGGAACAACUGUCCCACAAGACGAGCUGCAUUUGUAUCCGUGGCAUGCUCUUGUUGAGGCUAACUAUUACAACGACGAAUUAAAAGUCAUUAAUCAUUAUUGCGGGGGAACGAUAAUUUCUGAAACAGUCAUAGUUACAGCCGCCCACUGUCUCCUGUCCGAAAGCUCAGUCGCAGGAUCAGUGACUCGCUACGAUCCGCAUGAAGUCAGGGUUCAUGGGGGAGUCUUCAAAAGGUCUAAUACGAAGGAAGUGUUAAAACAAGAAAAGGACUCAAGGCAGUCGAGAGAAGUAAAACAAAUUAUCACACACCCCGAGUACGUACUUAAUGCAAACACUGACGACAUUGCCUUAAUCAUCGUCAAAAAGGCAUUCGACACGUCGUCGAUACACGUAAAGCCCGCUUGUUUAUGGAAUUCAAACGCAUCACCAGAUGUGAUUGUUGAUGCGUACGGAUUGGUUGUCGGCUGGGGUUUGGAGGAAACUUUCAAGAUAAACGACACUUUAAGAGUUGCCGACAUCCCUGUAAUCGAUCAUAAAAAAUGUUUCUCUGCGGACAGGGAGUUUUACAAUAAUCGCCUUUGGUAUGGAUACAAUUUUUGCGCAGGAGUCCAAAACGGAACUAGUGUUUGCAACGGCGACAGUGGCGGUGGUUUCAUCCUUUAUAAUGCUAGUGCACGCAGAUAUUACUUAAGAGGAAUCGUCAGCACUGCUAAAGCACAAACGGUCGAUGGGAAAGCGGUGUGUGAUUAUUCUACCUACGCUCUCUUCACUGAUGUUGCGAGAUACGUUCCUUGGAUUAUGGAGCAUGUUUUAAAAAAUAUUUGAAUAGCAAAAUGGUUUAAUACCACUUGAUGAAAUAAUAUUAGCUGUUUUGCAAGAAUUCCUAAUAAAGAAUUUCAUAAGUUUCGA